AGCAGUGAACUCUACUCUAUUUAUUACAUAAUAUCAAGUGACUCCGUUUUCGCAGGCCGACGCUGACUUCCGACCGGCGAGAACGUGGCACUUUGUACGAACUAAAAAAGAUGCACAUCGUGACACAAAAAAGACUCAGACGACGGCUGUUCCGUGACUUGAUUGGCAAAAGAUACCCUUCACGCGGGAUUUUUUUGCUAUUUUUUCAUGAACGAGCAAAAAUAUAAGGUAAUACUAACGGGCCAAUCGCCGUCUUCCACUUGAUUGAUGUCACAAAAAAAAGCAGCUGAAAAAAAGGGAAGAUCUUCGUUGCGAAACCACACCCUCCACAUUUUCCCACUCCUUCCGUCCACUCCCGCACUCAGCAAGCUUCAUCCAGUUUACCAUGAUCCACGACCGCGCCCGCCUCGCCACCACACGGAGCGCACACGAUAGACACCUCUCACGGGCCUACUGGGUGAGCUUUUGUCGUGCCCCUCGCCCUCCGCGCCGCGGUUCGUUGGUCGAAGAACCGAGCCAAAGACGCCCUGUUCUCCCACCUCUCCUGACCUACUGUACCCACCGCCAAACACCUCCAGUUUUGACCCUCAAGAUCGAGCAUUGCCCAAUUUCCAACAGCAGUCAAUGGUUCUAUCUGGUGAGAAACAGCCUGGCCCUACUCGCGGUGGGGUUGAAGAUGCAGGCCUCGGCAGAGUAUCUGCUGUUUUCCCAAAGGGAAGGUGCCACAGACGGCGGCGGGUCAAAUCAGCGGCCUUCGGCGGCGGAUGAUUCGAGCAAAUCAUUCAACGCCGUCCCUGGUGGCGUACAAACUACCAACGAAGAGAGACGGCCCAGCCCGUUCGCCCUCCUCUCUGGUUCGCCAUUCUUGAGUAAGCGCCCCGCCGCGUCUCAUAGAAGCUAGAGUUUCUGCAUGGCCAGUACCCACUCUCAGCCGAGAGUGUGCCACAGGCAAGGUGCACACAGAUUUGGAGCUCAAUCAAGGAUGCAUGAGAAACUGCGCAAGUGCUGAUGAUCCGUGCGACGUAUGCAUAGAUCCGGGUGAUCUGAUCCGACUGCUGCUGUGUGCGUCUCAGCUUUUCAGCAACCUAACCGCUGCUGUGCAAAAUCGCGGCGCAAGAUGACAAGGAAUGUAGGAUAACCUUCCAUAUAUUACGUAUCUACCCAUGCUCGCUGAAGGGUGACCACACACCAGGACUCUGCGAGAGAGCUGUGCAACACGCAACGACACUUCAAACUUUAAUUCCGCCGCAUUUCUCCAUCUAUCUGUCUCCUGUCCGUGUUGCAGGGCAGACAAAGCCAAGCCGAGGCCGGGGUGUGCGCCAGCUGAGGUGGCCUCUCGAGAAUUAGUUCCUUGCCUGUGAGGUGAGAAGGGAAGCUCGGACACCGUGGUGACAUGGUGGGUGGG
Messenger RNA from Ectocarpus siliculosus, 1405 nucleotides. Lineage: Eukaryota; Phaeophyceae; Ectocarpales; Ectocarpaceae. The record is from the annotation of a GenBank genome assembly.